UGUCUCUCUGCUGGCUGAUUCCUCUCUUCCAUCAUCACUGCUCCAUUGCCUCCCCUCUCCUGCUUCCACCUCCACCCUCCCAGUGUCUCAGCGCUGUUGCCUCGCCUCUCUGCUCGUACCGUCUCGUGGGGGAAAGUUGCAGCCAGUCAUGGACGCCAAACCCUCAGCGGAUGGAAGCUCUGACUUCGUGAAGAACGAGGAGGCUCAGGAGAUCCCCCCUAUGAGGAACUACCUCUGUCUCACCAUGUUCACCUGUUUCUGCCCGGCGUGGCCCAUCAACAUCGUGGCGCUGGUUUUCUCUGUGAUGGCCCAGAGGAGCUACCAUGAGGAGGACUACGAGGGCUCCAGGCGGCUGGGUCGGAAAGCUCUCCACCUGGGGAUCGUUUCGUUUGUCCUCGGCCUCGCGAUCAUCACAUCGUACACCAUUGUGCACUUUACUACGCAUGUGGUGUGACCUCUGGAGGAGGAAGAGGAGCUGGAAGCAGAGAAGAGACAGAAACUGUCAUGGAGAGAUUAACUCCAUGGGACGCAAAGGAGGCUCUGCUUGGCGUCUGUCAUCAGCAGCUCUGGAGGUUUUGGAAGAGCAGGCAGAGUCUCACAUUACAGCUGAAUACAUUUUAGUUUUAGCUAUUGUGUAAAUUAUAUUGUAAUAAAACUUUUUACAGGUUUUCUCAUUACAGGGUGAAAGAUGAUGCAAAUGUCUCCAUGAAAGAAAACUUCAAUCAUUGAUGAAAAACUGGGAUUUUAAUUUUUUUUGUCCAGUCUGUACAGAUAGCUUUAAAACAUCUGAUAUACACUGCCUGGCCAAAAAAUAAGUCACUACCUGGAUUUGACUAAAUAAAUAGGUAAGAACCUUCUAUUGGAUAAUUACUGCAGUGAUGAUUUUGUUUCAGCUGCAACAACUUAUUUAACCCUAGCUGAUGCAGUGAGGAGCUUCUCAUUUCUGAAACAACCAUGUUAGGAAGUUAUAUCCUGUGGUCAUGGAAAGGAUGUUGAUGUGUCUCAGAAGGGUCAAAUUAUUGGUCUGCAUCAAGCAAAGAAAACAACUAGGGAGACUUCUGAAACUACUAAAACCAGGCUAAGAAUCGUCCAACGCAUUAUUAAAAUCAGAAGGAUAAUGGAGAACCAUCAUCUUCUAGGAAAAAAUGGGAUCGGAACGAACUCUUAGAUGAUCAUAGGAACUCAACAAGUAAAUUCACAGUUGUGUUUUAUUAGUGACAGUAAGAGUAUUUCCACACUCACAAUGCAAAGGGAACUUGAGGGAUUAGGGCUAAACAGCUGUAGCUCUAAGAAAACCACUGAUCAGUGAGGCUAAAUGGAAAAAAAGGUUUCAGUUUGCUAUUGAGCAUAAAGACUGGACUCUGGAUCAAUGGAAGAAAGUCAUGUGAUCUGAUGGGUUGAUGCUAGAGGUAGGCCACAGGCUACGAGUACGGGUCCGUAUCUGUAGACACUACCGAUCUGAUGAGUCCAGAUUUACUCUGUUCCAGAGUGAUGGGGGCAUUAGGGUAAGAAGAGAGGCAGAUGAAGUGAUGCACUCAUCAUGGCUAGUGCCUACAAGCCUGUGGGGGUUAUGGUUAUGAUCUGGGGUCACGGACAUAUUCCUAGAUGAUGAUGCCAGGAUUUAUGGGGCUCACAUUGAGAAUGAGUGGAUCAGGGAUCAUGAGACGUCAUUUUCACACAUGGAUUGUCCUCCACAGAGUCCAGACCUCAGCUCUGGUCUGCAGUGGUCCGACUCUUCCAUCAUCAACAUAAGAUGUUGAUAGAAAAUGAAUGCAAGUCUGGACAGUAAUAAACGUGGUGACAUUGCAGAAGCUUAUUGAAAUAAUGCCACAGUGAAUGAGUGCCGUACUCAAAGCUAAAGGCAGUCCAACAAAAUAUUAGAGUGUGCCUUUUUUUUGGCAGGGCAGUGUUUAUUAUUGAUUAAUGUAACUAUUGAUCAUUGAUACCUGAUAAAUUGUUAUCUCAUGCUGGCAAGUGCAAGCAAAAUGUCUUUGAAAUAUUACUGCUUUACAGUUUAUUUAUGUGGGCACACAAAUGUAAAAUAAAAAGCUUACUUUACAAA
Molecule: messenger RNA, 2062 nt
Organism: Acanthochromis polyacanthus (spiny chromis)
Lineage: Eukaryota; Metazoa; Chordata; Actinopteri; Pomacentridae
Product: transmembrane protein 233
Exons: 3
Coding region: 149-454 (101 amino acids)
Cellular component (GO): membrane
Source: RefSeq, a predicted model, not a curated record